GUUACGGGGCUCAGGGCAGGAGAAGACAAGGGAAGGGGCAAAGGCAAGAACAGAAGAUGGAGGGGCUGAGGGGAUCAGAGUCAGAGGGAACUAAGGCAAGAUCCACACCAAAGGGCUGAAGGAAAACAUUGAAGGGGAAGGACUGAGGUGAAAAAGGGUCUCUGGCCAUGGUGUGAAGGGUGAGGGGAAGAGGGAAGGUCCAAAAACAAGAAGGCACUGAGGUGAGGGUCAGACUCAGGGCAGGAGAAGACUGAGGGAACAAGGGAAGGGGCAGCGGGAAGAGCUGAAGACACGAACUGAGGCGAUCAAGGAGGGGACUGAGGGGGAGCGAGGGAAGAUCCAAACAGAGGGGCUGAGGGAAAACGCUGAGGGGGGAGGAAUGAGGUGAGAAAAAGGGGCCCUGGGCACGAUGUGAGGGGUGAAAGAAAGAAGGGAUGAGGUGAAUGGGCCGAGGGAAUGAGGGAAGGGGUUGUGGGACUGAGGGAGGGUCCACACCAAGGGGCUGAGGGGAAAACAAUGAGGGGGAAGGACUGAGGCGAGAAAAGGGGUCUCUGGCCAUGGUGUGAGGGGUGAAAGAAAGAAGGGAUGAGGUGAAUGGGCCGAGGGAAUGAGGGAAGGGGUUGUGGGAUUGGGGGAUGGUCCACACCAAGGGGCUGAGGGAAAACACUGAGGGGAAAGGACUGAGGCGAGAAAAGGGGUCUCUGGCCAUGGUGUGAGGGGUGAGGGAAUGAGGGAAGGGGCUGUGGGACUGAGGGAUGGUCCACACCAAGGGGCUGAGGGAAAACAAUGAGGGGAGAGGACUGAGGCGAGAAAAGGGGCUCAGGCCAUGGUGUGAGGGGACGAGGGAAGGGCCAGCGGGAAGCGCUGCCAAGAGGCGUGGAGGGGCUGAGGGAAAACACCGGGGCCGGAGCCAGGAGUCGGCCAUGAGGGAGCAGCGCUGGGGGACGGCAGGGUGAGGGAAAACCCGGGCACAGCCACCCAGGGCUCGGCGACCGCGGGAAGGAGAAAACCCGGGCGCAGCCACCGUGGCUCGGUGACCGCGGGAAGAAGAAAAAACCCGCGCGGGCGGCCCCUCGGAUUUCUUUCCGGUUCAGUUUUCACUUUCUGUUUUUUUCCUCCCUCCCACCAACCCCCCCCCCCCCCUCCUCCACCCACACGCACGCAGCCCCUCCGCUCCCGCCUCCCGUUCCUUCCCUCUUUCCCUUCCCCUUCCCUUCUUCCCUUUUCCCGCCCUUCCACUUCCCGGGGCCGGCGGUCGGCGGCGGCCGCCCCGCUCCGCUGUGUCCCGCGGCGGGGCCCGGGCGGGGCGGCCAUGAGGGCGGCCUGAGGGAGGAGGAGCGGCGGCGGCGGCCAUGGACGGGCGGCGGGAGCGGCGGGAGCGGCGGAGCGGCGAGACCGGCACGGGUUUUCCCGCGGAAUCCGAGGAAUCCCUGCUGCAGAGGGCGGUGUCGGCGCUGCACGGCUCCUUCCUGCACCCCAAAUCCCGGCAGGAAUUCCAGUACAGCCGAGCAAUCCUGGUGGAAAACCAGCUUUUCCUGAGCGAGCUGAAAGCUUUCGCCCGAGCCAAGGAAGCCGCCGGGUACAGCCGGGAGGAGCUGCAGGAGACCUUCGCCUUCCUCCUCUUUGACAAGGAAGAAGAGGCGAGGGAGGUGUGUCGGACGGGCCUGCGGGUCAACAGCAGCUCCAUCUCCACGCUGGGAGACCCGGCCAAAGGGGUUUAUAUUUCCAAGCAUGCAGACUGCCUCCAUCCCAGCCCCUGGCACCAUGGAAAAUCGGGAUAUAUUGUCAUUUGCAAGCUAAUUAAGGGGAAGGUGCGGGUGAUCCCUGAGGAUUACACCACCACCUACACCUGCCCCUCUCCGGGCUACGACUGCCACGUCGCCGAGAGCCGCGAGCCGGGGUCGGCCGCGCCCAGCCCCUGCCAGGCCUUCGAGCAGAGCCAGUACUACGUGUACGAGGUGUCCGGCGGCAGCCCGGCCCAGCGGCCCAGGCAGGUCUGUCCCUACAUCGUCCUCUGCUGCCAGUACAGGGACCCCAAGGACGUGGCCAUGGAAGAAGACCUGCCCGAGCGCGACCACCAAGGACUGUACUGCCCGUGGAGGGGAGAACUCGCCAUCCAGGGAAAGCUGCUGUGCAACAUCACCCUGAGGACCCCCUACAGCUCCUCCCUCCCAGCCCAGCUGUGAGUUGGCCUUUUCCUUCCUUCCCUUGGAAUU
Molecule: messenger RNA, 2216 nt
Organism: Pseudopipra pipra
Lineage: Eukaryota; Metazoa; Chordata; Aves; Passeriformes; Pipridae
Product: protein TASOR-like
Exons: 9
Coding region: 1353-2186 (277 amino acids)
Biological process (GO): negative regulation of gene expression, epigenetic
Cellular component (GO): nucleoplasm
Source: RefSeq, a predicted model, not a curated record